Hyposmocoma kahamanoa is the source of this 4840-nucleotide messenger RNA. RefSeq names its product carboxypeptidase D (gene svr). The transcript is spliced from 22 exons. Gene Ontology annotation, biological process: proteolysis. Lineage: Eukaryota; Metazoa; Arthropoda; Insecta; Lepidoptera; Cosmopterigidae. Gene Ontology annotation, molecular function: metallocarboxypeptidase activity; zinc ion binding. The coding region runs from base 151 to 4332 and encodes 1393 amino acids. The record is from RefSeq and is a predicted model, not a curated record.
UUUCUUAUCAAUUUAUUAGCAUUUUAUUUGCACUCCCAUACAAUGCUCACGUGUAUUCGCUUUACGAGUAUUUAUAAAUUUAUAUGAACCCAAUCACUGUGGGAAUAAUCUAUUCAUUCCGUGUAAAAUAUAGUGAUAUAAAUCAGUACCAUGCCAACUUGCCGUCGCCAGAUAAUUUUAGUGCUGUUUUCCUUAUUUAUUUACAAGUGUGCUACACAAUCUACAAAAGAUGAGUAUGAAUCGUUCCUACAAAACGCCAAGUACACAAAAUACGUCGAUUUACUGGCUCUGUACGCAAAAUUGGAAAAGGAAUAUCCACAUUUGGCGAAAGUGCACUCCAUAGGGAAAUCCGUGGAAGGUCGUGAACUUUUAGUCUUGGAAAUCUCAAAGGAUGUUACAGAGCCGCAUCCAGACCGCCCGAUGUUCAAAUAUGUGGCUAAUAUGCAUGGCGAUGAAGCUAUAGGCCGAGAAUUAGUCAUACUCCUGUCUCAGUACCUUCUCCUCAAUUAUGGCAAGAACGAUAGAGUUACGAAGCUCGUUAAUGAGACGGAUAUCUUUCUAAUGCCUUCGCUGAACCCCGAUGGCUAUGAAAAAAGCAAGGAAGGUGAGUGCGAAUCUCUCCCAAAGUACCAGGGACGCAGCAACGCAAAGGGCGUAGAUUUGAACCGAGACUUUCCCGACCAAUUCGACAAGAACCAUUCUACCAAUGAUUCUUAUAUAUUCGGCAAUCGUCAGCCGGAAACUCGAGCUAUGAUCAAGUGGAUUUUGGAGAAGCCAUUCGUACUUUCUGGGAACCUGCAUGGCGGUGCAUUGGUUGCCAGUUAUCCUUACGAUGAUUCAAGUACUGGUCAAGAAUGCUGCGUAGAUAGCCGAUCCCCGGACAACGAGCUGUUCAUUCACCUAGCAAAAACAUAUGCAUCGCGUAACGCUGACAUGAGCAAAGGAAACGCCUGUCCCCCUGAAACCUUUAAGGAUGGACUCACCAAUGGAGCUAAUUGGUACGCUGUUGCAGGCGGCAUGCAAGAUUUCAAUUACGUGCACUCCAACUGCUUCGAAGUAACCUUUGAACUGUCCUGCUGCAAAUACCCCACGGCCGGCAACCUGACGCGUUUCUGGAGGAUGAACAAGGAGCCUCUUAUGGCGUUUAUUGAGCAGACUCAUUUAGGUAUUAAGGGAUUUGUUACAAACGACACUGGCGCUGGCAUUCCGAACGCAAUAAUACAAGUAGAAAGAAUUACGCACAAUGUGAAGACUGAUCAGCACGGCGCAUAUUGGAGACUCUUGCUGCCUGGAGACUACAAUGUCACUGUCACUGCACCAGGUUACAAAUCACCCGUACCACUCAAAGUGACAGUACCAGUUAACCAAACGACAGCCCUAACACUGAACAUCACGUUAAAACAGGAGUUAAGCGAUGAGCAUAGCAGGAGCGCACGUGACCACUCCGACGGUCUCUCCGCAGCUGAAUUUGUCCACCACAACUUCGAGAAAAUGGAGCAGUACCUCAAGACCUUACAUGAGAAAUACCCUGAUAUUACCCGGCUGACUAGCAUCGGAAAGUCUGUAGAAGGACGCGACUUGUACGUUCUAGAAGUUACUAAGGAUCCUGGAAAGCAUGUGCCUGGCAAACCAGAAUUCAAAUACGUAGCAAACAUGCACGGCAACGAAGUGAUUGGGCGAGAAAUGCUGCUUCUUCUUGCAAAAUAUCUCUGUCAGAAAUAUUACGAAGGCAACGAACGAGUCCAACGACUAUUGAACAAUACUAGAAUACAUCUCUUGCCCAGUAUGAACCCUGAUGGAUACGAACAGAGCUUUGAAGGUGACCACACAAGCCUAAGAGGAAGAGGCAACGCUCACGAUGUGGACUUGAACAGAAACUUCCCAGACCAAUUUGGAGCAACUGCGGACAACAAAGUCCAAGAACCGGAAACCCAGGCGGUGAUGAACUGGUCGAUGUCCACGCCGUUCGCGCUCUCUGCGAACUUGCACGGCGGCGCGCUAGUCGCUAACUACCCGUACGACGCUAACGCCGAGAUGAAGAGCGGAAUAGAAAAUCCAUCCCCUGACCAGCCUGUGUUUUUGCAUCUCGCUCACACUUACUCUGAUACUCACCAUAAGAUGCACUUAGGCCAACCGUGUAAGGAAGUGCCCAACGAAAGGUUCCCAGAAGGCAUCACUAAUGGCGCUAAAUGGUACGUGUUAGCAGGUGGCAUGCAAGACUGGAACUACCUCCACACAAAUGACAUGGAAUUGACGUUGGAGCUAGGCUGCUUCAAGUUCCCCCCUGCCGCUGACCUCCCUACUUACUGGGAGGACAAUAGGGAAGCUCUGCUUACUUACAUCGAACAGGUACACACUGGCGUCCAUGGCUUUGUACGUAGUCACAUAUCGAGACCAUUAGCGGGCACUACGAUAUCUGUCGAAGGCGUCCAUCACAAUGUGAAGACUGCACAAGAUGGUGACUACUGGAGGCUUCUUGUACCCGGCACUUAUAACAUCACUGCGAGCAAAACCGGCUACGAAAGCGUAAGUGAGACAGUGACCGUUCCGCAAAGCGGGUCAGUCAGUCUGAACUUCACGUUGAUGCCAGCUGAUCCUCAGCACUGGUCUUCGGCUCAUGACUACCGCGUAUUGGAGAACAUUAUCGGAACGCGGUAUCACAAACCGUUAGAGAUAUAUGGGCUGCUAGCAGAAUUGGAGAACAAGUUCCCAGACAUCGCGGAGUUUCGCUCUGGAGACAGCUUGCUUACGUCCACAUUUCACCAAUUGAAGAUGACUGAACAGAUCGGUUCACCAGAGGAAUCAAAACUCCAUAUAGCUCUUAUAAGUAGCUUCUACGGCUCAAAACCGCUUGGCCAAGAAAUGCUCUUAAAUUUCGCUCGACACAUAGCGAACGCUUACGCAAUAGGAGAGCCUAUUAAUAAAAAAAUAUUGAACAAUACAGUCUUACAUUUUAUACCAAAUUUGGACCCUAUUUUAGAGAAGAUAGUAACCAGUUUUGAUGGCACAGAGCACUGCAACGUGAUUGCACUUGAAGAAGAAUUUGGUGAUAGCCUUUACAAUUAUAUAGCAAUGAAAAAUCUGAAUCCUUUAUCAAACUAUACUAGAGAAAAAGCAUUUAUUAAUCUAUUGCAAGCCGAAAAAUACGAUCUGGUAUUAGAACUAUCUUCGGGCAACGAAGACGUAUCUUAUCCAGAGCUAUCUAAACAUGUUUACGAAGAAUUCGCCAAAAUUUACCAGCUACAUAGAACUCCAGUAGACAGAUAUGACUGUACAAAUAAAAACAAUGUUAUACAUGAUAACUUGAUAGAUAUAUUGUAUGAAAGGUAUAACACACCAGUUGUGUCCGUUGGUUUGAGUUGUUGCAAUAUGCCGACAGAGGAAAAUAUUUCUUGGAUUUGGAGAGACAACUUGGAGGGGAUCAUGCAGUUUGUGGCAAUGAGUAAUACAGGUAUCGUUGGCUACGUAAAGAACGAAGAGGGCAAGCCGAUGCGGGAUGCAGUGCUAACCAUUAGUGGGAUAGAGAAAGAAUUUCAUGUCACCUCAAAUAUGGCCUUCUAUCGGAUUAUUUUGCCGCCGGGAGAGUACCGUGGUAAAGUGAAGUGCCAUGGCUAUCAUGAUCAGAUGUUCACCUGGCGAGUGCUAGAGCGUGAUCUUAAACACAAAGACAUAACAAUGAAGCGUGUUAACUCCGAACGAGUGACGGGCGGGCAGUUCAAAGAGUUUGAAGAAUUACAGAUGGAUGACAAUCCCAAUUUCAUACGUGUCGCUGGUUUAGCUCUAGAGAAUACCAAUAGCGAACCCCUACAUAAUGCCAAAAUAACGGUGUACCCACUCGCUUCAGUCAUAGCGAUAACUCAUAACAGAAGUAACGAGAACGGCGUCUUCAUUCUCUCUAUACCAAUCAAAUAUUUGGGGAAAGAAGUUGUUGUUUCCGCUGCUGCUAGGGGGUUCCUCACUCAGCAAAAGCAUUUUAUGAUUCAAAGCAACAACAGAACAAGUGUAUUAUUCAAGCUGGAGAAGGACGAUUACGUAAUGGGAAUGCCUCGAUUGGUUUUCGUUAUGGUCGCCGGUGUAUUGGGAGUGGCCCUAGUGACGAUGGCAGCGUGGUGCUUCAGUUGUCGACAGAGGGCGCGUGAGUCGCGAAGGGAGUAUCUCUUCACGCAGAUACCUUCAGAUGAUAAGCGACCACUUUGUGAAGAUAUUCAAGAUGUAGUUCGCAAGCCUUACUACGAUGAAGAAGAGUUACCGCCAUCAGAAACAGAUUCGGAGGACGAAAUAGUGCUGCUCCGCUCAGACAAGGAGUGGAAACCGGUAGAUGUGAACGAAUAAUAAAAUCCGGUAAUCAGAUAAUUCACUACUGACAUAAUUUUUUUUUUCGCAAGUUUAAAAACAACAUAUUUAUAUUCCGUCUUGCUUAAUAAACGAAUCGUUUAAAGUUUACAGAGUCAAAAUAUAUAUUCAUUUUUAUUUCAGAUAAUAAUUGGCUCGAUUUUGUACUUCAGUCCGUCCCUUUAUAAUUUUUUGAAACAUUACAACGAUGUAGUACUUGCUCAAGAAGGUUGCGUUAGCUGUCAUUCUGUUGUUUUUUCACUCAUUCAGUUAUUAUUUUUACUAAAAAAAACUAUGUGACGUAACCUCCUAAAACAUUGCAGAUGAAGAGUUCUCUUAUAGUUUUAAGGCAGCUGUCAUAUGUUUUUAGGAAUAAAGAGAAACUCGUUUGCUUUAAUACGUAAUGGAUUCUUUAUUUCCUAAUAUGUAAAGAAAAAAAAUUAACAGUAAAAUAAAAAUUUUGUAUCGUGAAUUUUGACGCGAUCUCGAAAAGUUUUUUGUUACAGUA